AUGGACGAAGAUAAUCAAGAUGGACCUUACGCAGUAUGGCAAAUGUUUAAUGCACCUACCAUGGUUUUAUUUAACAACUUAGAUCACGCAGAAGAUGGUCUAGAACGUUUAUUAACUCCAAUUAUAAAACAAUCCGGAGGGUUUUCGGAAGUUUUAGUUCCAAGAGCGGGGUGUUCAAAAUGUCCAGAAUCCUAUUAUUGCGCCUUUAAUACCUGGUUGAUUGGUAGAUUAUUUUAUGUUUGUUCGGUGCCUGAGCUUCAUAGAAUACACAUCACAAGCAUAAAUGCUCAGUUGAAUAUAUUAAACAUUUUGUGUAUACAUAGAGCAUCGUUUUAUAACAAUAUACACAAAGAGUAUUACUGUAUAUUGAAAAAACUUGCAGAUUUUUAUGAAGCAUGUAAAAAGGAAGAUAAAAAAAUAUUAUUAAAUAACUUCACACCUGAACAAAUUGUCAUACCCCAAGUGAAUCUUAACUUGGAACCAAUAUAUGAACUUAGGCUGUUUUGUCUAUCUUUAAGUAAAGAUUUGGAAUUUACUAAAGACAUACUAGAGCUUCAAAGUAAGGAUGAAUGUGGAAUAGAAAAGGUGUUUGAAUAUUUUUGUAGAACUAUAGUAUCUAAUAUAACGCAAAAAGUUACAAAUAAUUGUGAAUUAAAAGAGAAUUGGUGCUAUAAUGAGAUAGUAGAUGUUGUAAGAUCUAUCAAGGCCUGUGAAGAUGUUAUAGACUCAUUUCUGAUGUCCCAUCAUUUGCAACGGUGUAAUAUUUCACUGUCUGUGUUACAAAAUGUUCAGCAUGAACUGAGGAAGGAAACAUCAAAAAGUUUGGCUUUAUUGAACAAAGAUGUUUGUCGAAGUGUGUGGGCCACAUUAAUUAAAAUAAUAAAACAUAGAAGAAUAGUAAUUAAUGAUACAGAUAAGAUUAAAUUGAUUAUGAAGGUAUCAUUAAAUAUAAUAUCUUUAUUAGAAAAUAUCAGUAAAGAAGAUACCGCUGCAGUCCUGCAAAUAGUCUGUCUCCAGAACAGUAUACAUUUUUCAGAACAAAAUCUUUUCUUUACUGAUGAUGUGAAAGUACAAAUAUUAAAGUACUUACUGAUUCAUAAGAUAAUUUUGAAGAGUGAAGUAAAUGAACUGUGGAAUAGCAUUAUUACAACUCUUUUUAAUUUUUUGAUAAGGAUAAAGCCGGCUAGACUUUCAAUUAUAAACCUCGGACCAUUAUUAUUGGUGAAUAAAGUGAUAUCUACAAGUAAGUUUAUAAGUGAUAUUCUAACGCCUGGAUUUCUAACAAAGGAAUCAGAUCUACAAGAAGCAAUAGCAGAUUUAUUACCCAUCUUUGCAUGCAUAUCCCUUGGUACAUAUAGUAUUGUCGCAGUAAAUAAUAUGGGGUAUAAUUUGGUGGAUGAUGAAAGAAAUAAGGUUUCCAUAGUUUGCUAUGAAUGUUGUUGCAAAGACAAAGCAGUAAGCAGCGAAACCUUUUAUAGUAACCUUGAAAAGGAAUAUAAAAUAUACCAUAAGGCGGAAAGUAUGGCUCCAUUAAGCAAUACGUCAUUACAGAAUGGGUUAAGACACUUAUUCGGAAAGUUCCUGAUUCAUCAACAAUAUGCUGAUUUAGAAAUGUCUAAAUACUGGAAUAUAGUUGGGCAUAUUAGUAAUCACUUUUAUGUCUUCGACUAUGGUGUAUCCACUAACAUACUUAAUGUAUCAAAUACAAAAUAUAUUAUAAAAGCUUUUAAAUCCUUUAUCGAAAGCUCAGAAGCCACUGAAAUUUCAUCUACCAAGGAAACUGUUUGUGAUAUCUGCAUCAAGUUAUUACUGAAAUCUACUAGACAAAGCUUGGAAACUAACGACUACAGCUUACAGACAGAAACUUUGGAUUGUAUAAAAGAAUUUGGCUUGUGUCGAAAUGUUACAUUAGUCUUACCAGUCACUAAACUCCUGGUAUACUUUAUAAUGCAACCGCAAUGCACUCUUGCUCCAAAAGCGAUAGUUCUUUUGCGGGAUUUUUGCGAAUACCAAGGUUUUACUCCCAACCAAACGUAUCAGCGCUACAAGAAAGAUUAUUGCCGCCUCUUUGUCGUUUGCAGCCUCAAUAACAGAAAAGAUUUCGCUGUAGCCUUACUAAAAGUCGUCAGAGCUUUUGGAUUCGUCGGUUUUCGAGAUUUCAUAUCCAAAGACGUUCACCAUUUCCUACCUUAUCUAGUGCCGUACUGCGUCACCAUAAAAGAAGUGCCAUCUAUGAUAGAAGAAAUAGCCUCGCUCGUGCAAUGUUCUGCAUCAGACUUCCUUAUUGAUAGGUUCCCGCAUAUUUAUGUUCAUGUGUACCUCACGGAAGGUAAAGAAGUUUCGAAAAAAUGCUAUGAUAUCAUAGAAAAAUUGACAAAGAUGUCUAUACUUAACUUGAUAAAGAGGCACUUUAGAGUGAUACUUACGGAAUUCCUUUUACAAUAUUGUUGUAAUCCAGAGAAAGUGUUGAACGCUUGCAGAUACCUCGCUUGUCAUGAUCCAGACGUUUCCACACCUCAAGGCAGUAUGAGCAUGAGCACAUCCCAAAUAGCUGACUUCUUGAACCCAAAAUUUCUUGGUGUUUUAGCAUACUUUGAUCAUAAACUUGUAAACGCGAAAGUGGCACUAUCGGUGAAGAGAAAAGCUUUAAAAAGUUUCCCGGAUAUGAUGCAACUAAUGGGUUCUAAAUAUUUAACGCCCUUGAGAUUCAAAGUCCUUGCCACUUUAAGAUCAGCUCUUCCGUUGGCAGUGGAGUUUCCCAAAAUUUUGGCAGAAGCUUGGAGCGCAUUCAUACAUAACAUCGAUAGCUUGUCCUUGGGGCCACUUUUACCUAAUCUAGCUGUUUCCUUAUUGCAACAGGUUCCAUAUGCACCGCAAGAGAUUAAUAAAAUCUUUCAUUACUUGGUAUUGAAUAAUGAAAACUUACUCAGUUCGUAUAUAUCGGAAUUAUUUUUCGUUGAAGAUUCGACAAUUUCUGAAAAAAUUAAGAUAGUGGUCAAGAGACAUGUUAGAAGAACCCAACCGGAUGGUUUCUUGGACAAAGUCAAGUGGUACUUGCAUCAUUUGAAUCAAGAUAUCCCGAGAGUCAAAGCGUAUUCAUUUGCCCGUUUGGAUAAGUUAUUGAAGUCUAAUAGGACUGAGGUGCACAAGGCAAUCUUUGGUGGAAAAAAUAUUGACCCAAUUAUUGUGGAACUCAUUGAUUGUCUUUUGAUAGGUUGUAAAGACACAAAUAAUGAAGUAAGUUCUUCAAGUGGGGCGUGUUUGGGACAACUGGGCGCAAUAGAGGCGGGCCAUCUUCCUAGGCAGUAUGUGCAACCAGACCGAUCACCGUUUGCGUUUUCCAUAAACGAUAACUGUUUUGCUGCCACUGCCUUGAUUGAACUUACUAGAGCGUUUCAGUAUGAAAAAGAUACGAUGAACAUGGAUUGCUACGCAUUAACCAUACAGGAGAUUUUGAAAAUAUACGAUAUUUCUCCUAGUGGUUCCAAGAAGGAAGUCUGGGACAGCUUUCCUGAGAAUAUGCACCAAAUUAUGUUUCCUUUACUCAGCUCCAGAUAUACCUUGGCUUACCCGUCUCAGCCUAAGAAGUCACACCCUCUAUUUGGUUCAGUUUAUGCGACAACGUUCUUAGAAUGGGCUCAUAACUGGGCAGGGCAACUGAUUCCUCUUAUAGAGUCCGAUAACAUACGGGAGUUACUUCGCACAGUGCAUCCGAGCAUGCGUCGUGAUGUCAGAACGCUAUUUCUCUUCCUACCCUACGUUUUGCUUCACGCGGUGAUGUCCAAAAAUAACGUUCAGUAUAUACAAGAAGAGAUGACGGCAGUCAUUGAUACUAGUGCUGAUAAUUAUGAAAAUGAUGUCCAUAUUACCUCUGAAAGGUCGAAAUAUAAAAUACUACGUCACAUACGAAUGACGCCUAAUAUACACUCUAUACAGGCUGAAGAAGGUAAUCAGACUAAGUACAGUAAAACUAUAUACACUCUAUUGGAUUUUCUAAAUAGAUGGCUUUUAGAAUGGAUAAACUCAAAGCAGAAGCCUUUGGAGAAUGAAAAUUAUAAAGCGAUUCAAGAGUUCGCGGGAAAAUUCGAUAAGCUUGCUAUCGCGAGAGGCAAUUUUGCUUGUGGAGAAUUGGAGAGAGCUUUACAAUAUCUUGAGUUGUACAUGAACGAUGAUAAGUCGAGGAUACAAAGUCAGCUACCAUUCUUAGCUGAAAUAUACGCUUUAUUAGAUGAACCAGAUUCCGUUGCUGGUAUUUUAUCUAUAAAGCGAUCAGAACCGUCGUUAAAGGAACUAAUAUUAGCGCAAGUUGUGACGGGACGUCUUCAAGAUGCAGCGCUAUGUUACGAACGUUUGGCCCAGGAAGGUCAGCUGGAUAGGCAUAGCUUCCAGGGUAUGAUCGACUGUUACUUAGGGUUAGACCAGCCAUUCACAGCUUACAGGUUGCUUAGUGAACAAGAAUUGGAUGAUACUGUAAAAGAACUGUCUGCAGAGCCCCUUUGGAGACUCGGUCGUUUUGAACAGCUUGAAGAUAUAGUUGCUAAACCUGUUCCUCCAUCACGAGAGAACUGGGGCCUUCUUAUGGGUCGUAUUCUGCUGGCUUACCGUAAGCAAGAACACGAUCUCUUUGUUACAUCUUGUUCAGACGGUAUGAACCGACUUCUUCAACAAAUGGAUACGGAGUCACGUGGCGAAAGUGCUCUGCGCAGUGGAUACCAAAGUGUAUUGGGUUUACACAUCAUAUCUGAAGCUGGACAUGCCGAGGAAGUCUUAAAGGGAUUAAAAAACUUACAAGAUGGUGAGAGUCAAGGUGAACAGAUAAUAUGUCGAUUAUUGGAUGAGUGGCGUCAGAGGUUGUCACUUGUCCAGUCUGAUGUUCGGACAGUUGAGCCUCUGCUUCGUAUUAGACGAAUUUUGCUACAACAAACGCAGGAGUUAUUAGAGCCGACACACCCCCUAACAUCGAAUAAAUUGAGGUCGUGCAUUGGUGAUUUGUGGCUGCAAAGCGCAAAACAGGCAAGAAAAGCCGGGAUUUUUCAGCAGGCCUACAUGUAUAUACUUAACGCUGAAGAGUACCAACCUGAGCAGUUAUUCAUAGAAAAAGCGAAGAUGUACUGGGCUAGAGGGCAACAGGAACACGCCUUUACAACCCUUCGUAGAGGCUUGGAUGACGCCUACCCGCAACUGGAAAUUUUAAAUCAAGAACAGAAAAAAAUAUGCGCCAAAGCAAAGCUCCUAAUAGCAAAAUACAACGAUGAGACGACCAAUGUAGACGUGGAUGUUAAUAUUGGAUACUACAAAGAAGCAGUUGAUGUAUUUAAACAGUGGGAGAAAAGUUUGGUGUCCUUAGGGUCGUACUACGAGAAGGUGAGUAGCUCAGACGUCGCGAGCGAUAGUGGCGCCACGUGGACAAGACGAGUUUAUGCAUUGAAUAGUUAUGGCAAAGCUUUGCAGUACGGCCACAAAUAUUUGUAUCAGAGUAUGCCAAGGAUGCUUUCCAUAUGGUUAGAUGUAGAGGUAACGUCUUCAGACACUAGUAUCCACUCGAUCUUGGCACAGAUGACCGAGAUCAUAAAGACGUAUUCAGAACGACUUCCGAUAUAUCUCUAUCUGACAGCGUUCUCACAGAUAGUAUCAAGAAUAUGUCAUCCCGUUAAAGAAGUAUACCUCCAGCUGAAGGCGAUAAUAGUAAAACUUAUAAUGGCCUACCCCCAACACACGCUAUGGAUGAUGAUGUGUGUGAUAAAAUCCAGCUACCCGCAACGGAACAAGCGUUGUACAGAUGUUUUCGCGGAUCCGAGACUUAAAGAACCACGGAUGCUCAAACUUAUCUCUGACUUCACGCAGUUAGCUGAAAAACUGAUAGAACUUUGCAACAAACCAAUUGUCGGUAGUGGUAAUACAACCACAGUGUCAUCUCUAGUGCGAACUCUCCCGCGUCUGUUAGCCACAGAUAACUUCAGUCACAUAAUGAUGCCCUUCCAAGAGUUUUGCAAGAUAGUGCUGCCCUCUAAGGCGGCUAGACAAGAACGAAUCGACUUCAAUAUUCCGGCGGACCCGCCCGUCUACAUAACGGGUAUUGAGGAGCAAAUACAAAUUCUACCCUCACUUCAAAAGCCUAGAAAAGUUACUUUGAAAGGGUCUGAUGGCAAAUCCUAUAUAAUAAUGUUGAAGCCUCGCGAUGAUCUUCGAAAAGAUUUCCGCCUCAUGGAAUUCAAUGCUGUCGUUAAUAGAUUCCUGCAAGAUGCGCCGGAGACUCGCCGGCGAAGACUCUACAUACGAACAUACAGCGUGCUUCCCCUUAACGAGGAAUGCGGGCUUAUCGAGUGGGUCCCCAAUUUGGUUGGAUUAAGGCCUGUUUUGAUGCACAUCUAUAAGCAAAAAGGUAUCCAUACAAGCAAUCGAGAAUUAAAAGAGAUGAUGUGCCUCAACAAGGAUCCAGUAGAAAAAAAACGCCGGAUAUACGAGCAGCAACUCCUACCGAGACAUCCACCAGUGUUCCAAGAAUGGUUCAGGCGGGUUUUCUCUGAUCCCUAUGGGUGGUACCAAGCACGAUCGGCUUACAUAAGAACAACAGCUGUGAUGUCAAUGGUCGGUUAUAUUCUAGGUCUUGGUGACCGACACGGCGAAAACAUUUCCUUUGAUUCAACAAACGGCGACACGGUUCACGUAGACUUCAACUGUCUCUUCAAUAAGGGAGAGGCAUUUGAGUGGCCGGAGCGAGUACCUUUCCGCCUCACUCAUAAUAUGGAAGCCGCUAUGGGCCCGCUGAAGCACGAGGGGAUGUACAGAAAAAGCUGUGAAGCCGUAAUGCGGGCUUUACGAGAGCAGACCGCAGCCCUUAUGUCAGUGAUAGGACCAUUCGUAUACGACCCGUUGGUGUCGUGGGGCCGCGCCCGCGCAACUCAGCUCGAAUGCGGCGAGAGGACUAACGAACAAGCGUUACACCACUUGCACCAUAUCCGUCAGAGGCUGAAUGGCAUGGUAAAAACGAAAAACAAACAGUUGUCACUUUCCCUCUCACCGGAAGGUCAAGUGGAGCAUCUCAUUGUGGAGGCGACGAGCAUACAUAAUCUGUGCCAGAUGUACAUUGGAUGGGGUCCCUUCUUGUAG
This is a messenger RNA of Leptosia nina, 7110 nucleotides long. The record is from the annotation of a GenBank genome assembly. Lineage: Eukaryota; Metazoa; Arthropoda; Insecta; Lepidoptera; Pieridae.